Staurois parvus is the source of this 311-nucleotide messenger RNA. Lineage: Eukaryota; Metazoa; Chordata; Amphibia; Anura; Ranidae. The record is from the annotation of a GenBank genome assembly.
UUCCAAUCCCCUCCAUAUCAUGUGAUUCAUGUGUUCCAAUCCCCUCCCAAUCAUGUGAUUCAGGUGUUCCAAUCCCCUCCAUGGACACAGGUGUAUACAAUCAAGCCCCUAGGCAUGCAGACUGCUUCUUCAAACAUUGGUGAAAGAAUGGGUCGCUCUCAGGAGCUCAGUGACUCCAAGUGUGGUCCCGUGAUAGGUGGCCACCUGUGCAAUAAGUCCAUCCGUGACAUUUCCUGGCUACUAAAUAUUCCACGCUCAACUGUUAGUGGGAUUAUAACAUAGUGGGAGCAACUGGGACCACAGCCACCAAG